AGAUGAUACAGGAAGACAAGACAAACACUUGAACGGCGCAUUUGCUAAUGAGCAGCAAGAGGUUUAUUUGAGAGUUCAUCAGGUUCAUUAAAGAAAAUGGUGUUCAAACUGGUGAUUGCCUUGAGUUUCUUGGCAGCUGUUUGCAACGCUAGUCUAGAGCUACAACUGGAGUCGGAUAAGCCGUUGCUGCGUGUGGCUCUCUCCCAUAAAGCCACCAUCAAAUGCUGCUACCGCUGGAAAGAGAAUCCCCAUGUCUCCUGGAUGAUGAACAUUUACUCCACCAAUGGUACCACAAAGCCCAGUUUAGUAAAUCUGCCCGUAAACAAGACAGAAAAAGGGAAAAAUGUCACAUGCCAUUUCCUGGUUUUCAAGGAGGUCCGUCUCAGUGAUACUGCCUUGUACCAGUGUAGACUGAAUCAUAGCUCUGUUCACAUCUUUACCCAUGGUACCUUCCUUCAAGUAUACAUACCUUUGCAGAAGACCUUGAACCUCAGCGAGAGUGUGAAGAACAGCAUCAUUACAGCAGAAGGGGUGUUGCUGCUGCUGAGUGUGUUGAUCCCUGGCACCAUGCUUCUCUGCAAGUCAAAGAGUUUGAAUCAGCUGGAGAAGAAGAAAGAAAGGGAAGAGGAGAAUAUCUAUGAGGGUCUAAACCUGGAUGACUGCAGUGCAGCUUACCAUCAAAUUCAACGCACCAAUCAAGGCCCCUAUCAGGAUGUGGGCAGCUGUGAAGAAGACAUUCAGCUGGAGAAGCCGUAGCUGGAGCUGGAGAAACAGGAAAAGGAACUAUUUUAAUAAGAAAGACAAAGGAAAAGUGAACUCUGUGUAUUAUUAUGUCAUUAAUUACUCACCCUUAUGUCGUUCCAACCUUGUAAGACCUUCGCUCAUCUUCAGAACACAAAUUAAGAUAUUUCUGAUAAAAUCCAAGAGCUUUUUGACCCUGCACACACAGCAAUGGUACUAGCAGGUUUAAGGUCCAGAAAGGUAGUAAAGACAUCGUUAAAACAGUCCAUGUGACAUCAGUGGCUCAACAAUAAUUUUGUGAAGCUAUAACAGCACUUUUUGUGUGUAAAUAAAAACAAAAAUAAUGACUUUCAGUAAUUUCUUCUCUUCUGUGUCAGCUCUCCAAAAGUAGAUAAAUUCAAAAAGCCGUUUUUGUGUUGAAAUGUGGAUGAGGCUUUUUUACACUCUUCAUAUCACAGUCCUGCAAAGAUGACAUUUACUUGUGAUUGCUGUUUGUGGCAAAACAUGAGGGCAGUUGUGUUUUAGAUCAGAUAUACAAUGCUGAGUGAGUGCAACAUUGAAUGGUGAGAUAUUUUCCUAAUUAAAAUAAUCUUGCCAGCAGAAUUGUUCCAUCUGUAUUGUCUCAGUGAGCUUUUUUGUGGCUUUAUGCAUAUACAAUAAAGUGAAUGUAGCGUUUUCAGUGUGGGUGUGAAAACUUUUGAAAAACAUUUGAAAAUGCUAGUGUGAAAUGAGAGCGUUAGGACAAAACAACUGUUUUCAAGUGUAGCCUCAGUCUUUGACAAGACCUAAUUUAACAAUGUCCUCCUUACUACCUUUCUGGGCCUUGAACAUAGUAGUUGCGUUGCUGUCUAAGCAGGGUCAGAAAACUCAGAUUUCUUCAAAAAUAUUAUAAUUUGUGUUCUGAAGAUGAACAAAGGUCUUACGAGUUUGGAAUGACAUUAGGGUGAGUAAUUAUUGACAGUAUUUUCAUUUUGGGGUGAACUAUCCCUUUAAGUCGUAAUUUUACCAUUUCAUGAGCUUGCUGUCAGUGUCUUUGUAUCUCUCUAUUAGUCUGAAAAUAAGCUUGUUUGUGUUUUGCACUGGUAAAUUAAACAUAUCUGCUAAUGCUUUGAAUAAACUGUAUAAAACAUA
This is a messenger RNA of Labeo rohita (rohu), 1872 nucleotides long. It is a transcript of the gene cd79a, whose product is annotated as CD79a molecule, immunoglobulin-associated alpha. The coding region runs from base 97 to 756 and encodes 219 amino acids. Gene Ontology annotation, cellular component: external side of plasma membrane; B cell receptor complex. NCBI's taxonomy places the organism in Eukaryota, Metazoa, Chordata, Actinopteri, Cypriniformes, Cyprinidae. The record is from RefSeq and is a predicted model, not a curated record. The transcript has 5 exons. Gene Ontology annotation, biological process: B cell receptor signaling pathway; B cell differentiation.